AUGUCGGCAAGACGAUAUUUUUGGGCAGCCAUGGUUGACGUGACCUGGGAGAAGAGUCUGUAUACCGUCAGCAAGGGGGUGGCGGUGAAACUGCUGAAUGGUUUUGCGGCUGAGAGCCCCCUUGCAUUGGUCGGGCCGGCACAGUCCGAACAUCCUAGGCUGAUUUUUCGUUUGGUUAGCCUCGACAUCCGAUUCCUUGAGAGCAAGUCCAUCUGGGCGAGUUGGGACGCGCAGAGGAUAUCAAGGGUUUGA
Molecule: messenger RNA, 252 nt
Organism: Aspergillus tanneri
Lineage: Eukaryota; Fungi; Ascomycota; Eurotiomycetes; Eurotiales; Aspergillaceae
Exons: 2
Coding region: 1-252 (83 amino acids)
Source: RefSeq, a predicted model, not a curated record